UGGCGGCGGCGGCUCUGAACGGGAAAAAACUGAAAAGCAUGGAGGAGCUGAGCGGACCCAGCAUCCUCACAUCCAUGUAUUGGCUCUUCGGUAAAGGCUACUUCCAGAAAACGCACCAAAUGCAGGUUGAACACCGAAACAUAUACGGUCCACUUUGGAAGUCGAAGUUUGGUCCGUUGGUCGUCAUCAACGUGGCAAGUGCUGAGCUCAUUGAGCAAAUGCUGAGGCAGGAGGGACGGCACCCGGUCCGCACAGACAUGCCCCACUGGAGAACCUACCGAGAGCUUCGCAGUUAUUCCUAUGGUCCGCUUACUGAACUGGGUGAUAAAUGGCAGCGAAUCAGGAGCAUCUUGAAUCCCAGAAUGCUGAAACCCCAGCAUGUGUCCAGCUACAGCAGUAUUAUCAAUCCGGUGGUGACCGACUUUAUCCACAAAGUGGCUUGGAUCAGACAGACAAAGGGAGAUGGGAUCAUUGUUCCUGAUGUCACAGGAGAACUGUACAAAUUUGCCUUUGAAGGGAUCUGCUCAGUCCUGUUUGAGACUCGAAUGGGGUGUCUGAAUGAGAACAUCCCAGAAGAGACGCAGAAGUUCAUCUUCUCUGUGGGGGAGAUGUUCCGCCUCUCUCAUAUUGUCAUGUUGUUUCCCAAGUACACCUGGUCUUACCUCCCCUUCUGGAAGCACUUUGUAGCUGCCUGGGAUCACCUCUUCAAAGUUGCACACAAGUUGGUGGAACAGAAGAUCACUGAUAUCCAGGAGAAGGUGAAGCUGGGGGAGCCUGUGCAGGGGGCAUACCUGACACAUUUACUGAUGAGCGAGCAGAUGUCCUUGCAUGAGAUCCUGGGCAGCAUCACAGAACUCCUGCUGGCAGGAGUGGACACGACAUCCAAUACCAUCUCAUGGGCCCUUUACCACAUGGCUCAAGAGCCACACAUCCAGGAGAAGUUGAAUGAAGAGGUGAAUAGCGUUUGCCCUGGGGACAAAGUGCCUGACAGCAGUGAUUUUGCUAAGAUGCCCUGGCUUAAGGCCAUUGUGAAGGAAACUUUGAGGAUGUACCCAGUGGUCCCAGGAAAUGCACGAAUCACUGUAGACGAUGAAAUAGUGGUCGGCGAUUACAUCUUUCCAAAAAACACACUGUUCCACUUGUGCCACUACGCAGUGUCCUAUGAUGAACAACACUUCCCACAGCCACAGUCCUUCUUGCCCGAGCGUUGGUUUCGUGGCCAAGAGAAGUUCAAGCAGCACCCCUUUGGCUCUGUGCCAUUUGGCUAUGGGGUCCGUGCUUGCUUGGGCAAGAGGGUGGCUGAACUGGAGAUGUACCUCAUGCUGUCCAGGUUUAUAAAAUGCUACGAAGUGCGCCCUGAUCCAUCUGGAACUAAAGUGGAACCACUCACCAGAACAUUGCUAGCUCCAGCCACACCCAUCAAUCUGCAGUUUGUGGAAAGGAAAGCUUCCUAAGACUAGAUGGCUGCAGCCGAAGCCAAGACGUUCUCAUUGUGCCAGUGCUAAUUUUGUGUAGCUACCGUCCAGACAGAUUCACAUUUUGUGUGUUAACUCUUAUUUUACUGUAAAACAAGGCAUUACACCAACAACCACUAGGAUCCAGUCUAUUGAAGAACUUAUAGACUCAUUAAUGGAUAUAAAUUUGCAGCUAAUUUUACUAUUACCCUGACCUUUUGGGGUAGUGUGUUUAGGUUUUUUCCUGCUGGAAUCCUUUGUUUUUUUUUUUUUUUUUUUUUGCUGCUCAACCUUUUAUAUAUAUUCAAAACCACAUAGUUUUAAUCGGUUUUGCUGGAUAGUACACAAACAUUUCAAACUGUUUGAGAUCCCAGUUGAACUGAGGUUGAAAUACUGAUGACAUGUACUGUCCGUAUUCAGAAUGUUUUUCUUCUGUUUAUCUGAAAUUGGCACUGAAGAGACCAAUGGCCAUUUUAAAGAACAAGCUCUUUAAUGAAAAUUUAGGAUUUUUUAAAAAAUUUUUUUAAUUAUUGUACAGAUUUCCCACUAAUGGAGGUUUUACACCAUUAGCUGGAAUCUGGUCAAUGUCUGUGUUGGAGGAGGCUUCACUGGGGGAAACCAGUGGGGCCAGUUCUAUUAGUCCAAGGGUGGCCGAGGCAUGUGCAGAGAGUAUGCAGAGCUCUCCAUCAUAUACCCAACAUGCGAGCUGCGGUCUAUGAAAGAUGGUAGACCAUUCCACCGAGUGCUCCUGCUUUGAAAUAUUUAGCUACUGAAGUGUAUAAUAAUAUAGCAUUUUACCAGGGAGUCUUUUGUACCGAUUCUGUAAGUUGUAUUACUUUCACACUUAUUACAUGUGAACAAUUUCUAUGGCAAAAGCAAAAACCCACCUUGAGAAGACUCAAGCCCAUUUGCUGACUAUGGCAUGGUCAUAUAUAUCUACAUUUUGUGUGUGUGUGUGUGUUUUCUGAGAAAAUAUGGUUAGCUUUAGGACAAAUCAGAUGAACUUAAGAUGGAAUGUAAAAGGCCUGAAUCAUCCAUUAAUACCUGGGGAAUUCCUAUCCCAUCUCUGACAACCAAGGACAAACAUUUGCUUUCUCCAGGAGAUGUGUGUCAGUAAGUCUGAUCAGCAGCUCCUCCACUAUAGCUGUUAGCCAGGUUUUACAUUUUUUGAGUGCACUGAGGCUGUGCGUGCAUGUGCUUCUCAAGUAACCUGGCUCACUGCAACCUUGCUAUGGACAAG
Scleropages formosus (Asian bonytongue) is the source of this 2694-nucleotide messenger RNA. It is a transcript of the gene cyp27a3, whose product is annotated as cytochrome P450 family 27 subfamily A member 3. NCBI's taxonomy places the organism in Eukaryota, Metazoa, Chordata, Actinopteri, Osteoglossiformes, Osteoglossidae. The transcript is spliced from 9 exons. Gene Ontology annotation, cellular component: mitochondrial inner membrane. Bases 39 to 1454 code for a protein of 471 amino acids. Gene Ontology annotation, biological process: glucocorticoid biosynthetic process; cellular response to peptide hormone stimulus; C21-steroid hormone biosynthetic process. Gene Ontology annotation, molecular function: monooxygenase activity; heme binding; oxidoreductase activity, acting on paired donors, with incorporation or reduction of molecular oxygen. The record is from RefSeq and is a predicted model, not a curated record.